Messenger RNA from Cryphonectria parasitica EP155, 1641 nucleotides. RefSeq names its product pseudouridine synthase. Gene Ontology annotation, biological process: tRNA pseudouridine synthesis; mRNA pseudouridine synthesis. The annotation marks the transcript as partial. The transcript has 3 exons. The record is from RefSeq and is a predicted model, not a curated record. Gene Ontology annotation, cellular component: nucleus. NCBI's taxonomy places the organism in Eukaryota, Fungi, Ascomycota, Sordariomycetes, Diaporthales, Cryphonectriaceae. Gene Ontology annotation, molecular function: RNA binding; pseudouridine synthase activity.
GAGCACAAACGACAACGGCGCAACAACCGAGACAACGAUGCAGUCGCUGAUGGCGAAGAUGGAGCUUCGAAUACCCCGAAGCCAUCAAACAUGAGCAUUCCCUUCUCCGCUGAGGAGAUCGCUGCCGAGGACCGCCGGCCCAAGCGCAAGGUCGCCGUACUUAUUGGAUACGCUGGCACAGGCUACAAGGGCAUGCAGAUCAAUCACGAUGAGAAGACCAUCGAGGGAGACCUGUUCGCUGCCUUUGUGGCUGCAGGUGCCAUCCAGAAGAGGAAUGCCGACGACCCCAAGAAGUCCAGUUUUAUACGCUGCGCCCGAACGGACAAAGGUGUGCACGCCGCUGGCAAUGUCAUUUCUUUGAAGCUCACCAUUGAGGAUGCCGACAUCGUGGACAAGAUCAACGCGCACCUGCCCGAGCAGAUACGUGUAUGGGGCUACCAGCGGACAAACAAUGCCUUCAACUGCUACCAGGCUUGCGACUCGAGAUGGUACGAGUACCUCCUCCCCAGCUAUACUCUCCUGCCACCCCACCCGCAGACGUUUCUCGGAAAGAAGGUCAUCGAGGCGGCAAAGGAGAAGGGCGUCUGGCAAGAGUGUCUCCAGGCCUGGGAGGAUGUUCAAGGUUACUGGGACGACGUGGAGAAGAACGACAUCAAGCCUAUCCUCGACGAGUUAGAUGACAAGUCGCGUGAGGAGGUUCUGCAGAAGAUUCAUGCCUCCGAGGAUGCGCAAGAAAAUAUGCAGGAGGACGAGACUGCACAGAAGAAGCGUAAGGCUGAUGAAGUGGAAGAGCGCGACGCCAAGAAGGUCAAGACUGGGGAGGACAACUCUGCCGACAAAGAGGUCGAUGCGGCAGAUGUCACACCCGAGACGACGCAAGUCGAGAGCGAAGGCGAGCCUCAAGUCGCGCCCGAGCCUACAGCCGCCGAGAUCGCUCUGAAGAAGAUCAAGGCUGCUUAUGUCGCCGCGAAGCGCCGGUACCGUGUCACACCUGCCCGUGUUGAGCAGCUGCAGGCCGCGCUGAACCAAUACCUGGGCACCAACAACUUCCACAACUACACGGUCCACAAGACCUUCAAGGACCCCUCCGCCAAGCGGCUUAUCCGAUCUUUCGUCGUCAAUCCAAAGCCCAUCCAGAUCCGCGAUACAGAGUGGCUGUCUCUCAAAGUCCAUGGCCAGAGCUUCAUGAUGCAUCAGAUCCGCAAGAUGGUCGCCAUGGCCGUCCUGAGUGUGCGGUGCGCUGCGCCGCUCGAGCGUAUCAAGGAGAGUUACGGCCCUACCCGGAUCAGCAUCCCCAAGGCACCUGGCUUGGGUCUACUGCUCGAGAGGCCUGUGUUUGAAACCUACAGCAAGAAGGCACAGGAAAACUUCGGCAAGGAGGCGCUGAACUUUGACAAGUACGAGAAAGAGAUCGAGGACUUCAAGCACAAGCAGAUCUACACACGGAUCUGGGAUACGGAGGAGAAGGAUGCCUCUUUCCAUGUAUUCCUUCACCAACUCGACAGCUUCAACACAAACUACUUCCUGUGGGUCACAGCUCAUGGCUUCGAUGCUGCGUAUGAGCCUAAGGAGAGAUUUGACCCAAAGCAAAAGUCGACCCUGAAGGACCUGGAGCAGGAACUGGUGGGCGAUGAUGAAGAU